Messenger RNA from Lolium rigidum, 1343 nucleotides. Its product is annotated as tubulin-folding cofactor C. The record is from RefSeq and is a predicted model, not a curated record. The transcript has a single exon. Gene Ontology annotation, molecular function: tubulin binding. Bases 28 to 1044 code for a protein of 338 amino acids. Gene Ontology annotation, biological process: post-chaperonin tubulin folding pathway; tubulin complex assembly. Lineage: Eukaryota; Viridiplantae; Streptophyta; Magnoliopsida; Poales; Poaceae. Gene Ontology annotation, cellular component: cytoplasm.
CCCAGCGCCGCCACCUCUGCUGUCAGGAUGGAGCCGGAGUCCGACAGCACCAAAGCCGCCGCCGGCAACCGCAAGCACCUGGCCAUGCUCGAGCGCCUCUCCAAGCGCACCGCGACCUCCUCAUCGGAAUCUCCCGAGGCCUCCCCCGUCGCCGCAUUCCUCUCCCGCUUCGCCGCCGCCAAGGUCGUUGCGGAGUCCGCCCUCUCCGCCUGCCGCUCCUCCCCCGACGACGCUCCCGCCUCCCUCGCCGCCGCCUCCGCCGCCGUCGACGACCUCGAACGCCUCGUCGCGGAGGCAUCCCACUCGCUCCCCCCAUACGAGCUCCGCUCCGCCCUCGCCGCCGUCUCCGACCUCCGCGCCGCCCACAAGCUCGCUGCCUCCGAAAUCCGACCCAAGAAGUCAUUCUCCUUCAGGAACAAGAGCAAAGCCACCAAGAACCCUCCGCAAGAUCCACCUGCCACGCCCCAGCCACCUCCGGAGCAGCCAAAGCCUACUUUCGAUGCCAUCCUGCCAGGGCUUGGGUUCAGGGGCAGGAACGGCGCUACCUUGGUGAAGGAUCUGCGAGUUGCCAACGAGAAGGAUGGGGAUUUCACGCUUGCUGAUCUGGUUUCAUGCGAGGUCUACCUCAAGGGCAAAUGCCGGGCGCUGUACAUUCACAAGUUGAGAGAUUGCCGUGUCUUUAUUGGCCCUGUCUUCGGCUCGGUCCUCAUAGAGGAUGUCGAGCGCUGUACGUUCGUAAUGGCCGCGCACCAGAUCAGGAUUCAUGAAGCGAGGGCAACGGAUUUCUACCUGCGGGUGAGGAGCAGGCCGAUCAUUGAAGAUUGCAGUGGUGUGAGAUUCGCACCACAUGCUUUGAAGUAUGUGGGGAUUGAAGAGGAUCUGAGGGAUUCUGGCCUCGAGGAGGAUACUGGUAAUUGGGCCAAUGUGGACGACUUCAAGUGGCUCAGGGCAGUGCAGUCACCAAACUGGUGUCUGGUUCCGGAGGAAGAGCGUCUGCCGACUGUAGACAUUUCAGAAGUUCAUGAACGGGAUGAUUGUAACUGAGCUGCUCGGGAGGUUUUGCUCUCAGCUCUAGUUUUGGCUUAUAUUUCUGGACUAGUUAAUAUUUAUGCUUACGGUGAUUACCUGUUUCUGUUUGUUUACGUUAAUGGCUUCAUUGUAUCUAGGGCUUGCUAAAUUCAGGAUUUGGAGCAUGAGAGAUUAAAUGUGUGUUCAGAAAUAUCUUGAUCAUAGUUACGCAUACCUAGUAAGAUCAUGAAGUUUUCUGUGCAAGAAACAUACUUGGUGUAUGAGUUUUAGUUGCUGGCAUCAGAAUCCAGAACUGUUGAUUGAGAAAUAAAAAA